Molecule: messenger RNA, 1388 nt
Organism: Sinocyclocheilus rhinocerous
Lineage: Eukaryota; Metazoa; Chordata; Actinopteri; Cypriniformes; Cyprinidae
Product: zinc finger Ran-binding domain-containing protein 2-like
Exons: 10
Coding region: 455-1384 (309 amino acids)
Biological process (GO): RNA processing
Molecular function (GO): lipopolysaccharide binding; RNA binding
Source: RefSeq, a predicted model, not a curated record
AAAAUGAAUGUGUUUGGUCUGUUUUCAUCAUCUGUUUGAAUUGUCACACGUAGUUUAGAUAAAUUGAAUCCUUUUAGAGAUAAAUCUAAUAAGAUUUCACUGCACGUAUGUAAUGAUAACUGGAGCUAGUACUGCUGCACGUCAAAUUUGUGGCUGUGGUUCAAAACCUAGCGAGCCACCUAUCUAGACAGCAACACUCGACGUCUGGAUCCCGCGUAUCAUGUGCAAAACUUGCCUAGGUAGAGAACCGGUUAGAUAAUGAGACGCAACCCGUGUGUCUUUCAGUGUAGCGCACGUAUUCCUUUAUACGCUCUUUCACACUCUGUAAAGUGUUGUUUUUGCCUUACUUUUAGGUUCAAACGCUAGUAUUGGUGUAAUAAAUACAUACCAAUACUCAUAAAGAGUUCUUCAUUUCUCUGGCGGAUUUGUGGCGGGGGCAGCUGAGAGGACGAACAUGUCGGGAAAUAGUUUUCGCGUUAGCGACGGAGACUGGGUUUGUCCUGAUGAAAAGUGUGGAAAUGUCAACUUUGCCAGAAGAACGAGUUGUAACAGAUGUGGCAGUGAAAAGACAACUGAAGCAAAGAUGAUGAAAGCAGGGGGAACAGAGAUUGGAAAGACCCUGGCUGAGAAGAGCAAAGGUCUCUUCAGUGCCAACGAUUGGCAGUGCAAAACGUGUGGCAAUGUAAACUGGGCCAGAAGAUCAGAGUGCAACAUGUGUAACACCCCUAAAUAUGCCAAACUGGAGGAAAGGACAGGAUAUGGUGGAGGGUUCAAUGAGAGAGAGAAUUUAGUCUACAAUGAGCGAGAGGAGUCUGAUGGCGAGUAUGAUGAGUUUGGGCGCAUAAAAAAGAAGUAUCGUGGAAAAAGCAAGAAGGACGAUGAAAAGAAAGAGGAACCAAAAAAAAAUGAUGGUGGUGAUGAAGACGAUGAUGAUGAUGAUGAUGAUGAUGAAGACGGAGAUCUUUCAAAAUACAAACUUGACGAUGAUGAAGAUGAUGCAGAUUUGUCCAAGUACGAUUUGGAUGCUAGUGAUGAAAAGAAAGGGAGUCGCUCCGGCUCCUCACGGUCAUCAUCUCGCUCGUCCAGUUCAAGUUCCCGGUCUAGGUCCAGAUCCCGGUCCAGGAGCUCAUCCAGUUCCAGAUCUCGAUCUCGUUCUCGCUCCAGGUCCAAUUCCAGAUCCAGCUCCAGAUCAGGAAAGGGCUCUGCUUCCUCAAAGAAGAGGUGUCGCUCCCCUUCGUCAUCACCUGAGGGAGGCCAGAAGAGGAGUCGCUCCAGGUCCUCCUCUGGUGGCCGCAAAAAAAGACGCGCACGAUCGCACUCGUCUGAAAGACGCAGAGGCUCAUCUGGAUCAUCCCACUCUGGCUCAAGCUCAAAACAGAAAUGAUUAA